AUGAACGGCUGGCUAGUCUUCAUCAUAAUCCUGCUCCUCAUCUUCUCCGGCUCCUACUUCGGCUGGUACUUCUACGCGCGAUGGAACGCCUCGCGCAACGGCCUGCCCCCACCGUCCAUGAACCCCAUCACCGCCUUUAAAAACCGCUCCUCAGGCGCCGCCGCAUCCAACUACCCCGGCCCCGCGCCCACCGGCAUCAAAGGCUUCAUUGACACGCAAAUCCGUAAAUUCAAAAACAGAAACAACCGCACCGCCGCCGGCGCCUACGAGGAGCCUGGCUACAACGCCUCCCGCGGCCGCGGCGCCGGCAGCAGACUCGACCCGGACGAGGCGUGGAGUGCGCGUGUCGGCGACGAGGCGUACUACGAAGAGCAGGAACUCGGGCUUCACGAACCCAGCUCCACAAGCGCGAAUCCCUAUGCAAACACUGCCUACGCGGCGCCGUACCCGGGCAUCGAGGAGCCGGCGCGCGGACGCAGUCGCCAGCGUGACUCGUACGACGAACAUCUGGACGGCAGGAGCGCGCAUUCGAAUCCGUUCGGGGAUGACAAUGCGGCGAGUUUGAGGGGCGUUAGCCCGAGGCCGUUGGGCAAUGAGGAUACGAGUUACCAUGGGGGUGCGACGGCGCAGAUGCCCGCGGGCCCGAGCCAUAAGAAGAGUGGGAGUCAGGCGCCGAGCCCGACGGAGAGCAGGAGGAGUAUCUUCAAGGAGGACAUACGGUGA
Molecule: messenger RNA, 723 nt
Organism: Parastagonospora nodorum SN15
Lineage: Eukaryota; Fungi; Ascomycota; Dothideomycetes; Pleosporales; Phaeosphaeriaceae
Exons: 1
Coding region: 1-723 (240 amino acids)
Source: RefSeq, a predicted model, not a curated record